Molecule: messenger RNA, 2412 nt
Organism: Heterostelium album PN500
Lineage: Eukaryota; Evosea; Eumycetozoa; Acytosteliales; Acytosteliaceae
Product: RING zinc finger-containing protein
Exons: 6
Coding region: 1-2412 (803 amino acids)
Source: RefSeq, a predicted model, not a curated record
AUGUUUAAUAUUAGUAGUAAUAGUAAUUAUGUACAGUUAAAUGAAAAUACAUGGUUUCCUCUUACUCAGAGGAGAACCGAUUCGGUUACUUUGAAGAUGAAACUGAAUCCGCGACAGGCACUCAAGACAUUCACAUUGCCCAAUCAAGUACCGUUUACAUUGAUGCUAGUCGACAAUCCAUAUGAAAGUCUCUCUUUCUACUUACAUUGUCAAACUGGAAAUCAUAGCACCGUCAAAAUAGAUUAUGAAAUAACACUUAAACAUCCUGAAUAUAAAAAUAAAGAUAUUAAAAAAUGUGGAUCAUUUGAAUUCAAAGAAAGUAAUUCGUAUAUAUAUGAAGAGGAUUUCUUGGAUUCUUCAAAAGUUAAAAGAUACACAAACAACAAUCAAGAGAUGACAUUGGUGAUAAAGAUCAAUCAGGUGCAGGAAAAGAAAAAUGGAAUAUUCAAUCAUAUAGUGGAUGAGAUCGAUAAGGUCAAUAAGUUGUUUAAGUACAAUGAGAUGGCACAGCAAUCACUGAUACACUCUUUCUACUUUAUGCCUUUCUUGAAGCGUUGCAUCCUCGAGAUACCACGAUCCAAUUUGAAUGCAAUCGUCGAGUCGGAACCACAACAAUCGCGAAACUGGGAUAUCACUGAGAAUCGGCUGACCUCUGCCAUCAAGAUGUCGGGUUCACUCGGUCUGGCGCCGAGCAACAUCUACGAGUUCGAAACAAUCACCACGAAAAUGAUCAAAAAGAUUGCGCAACUCUCGGACGAAGCGAACAAGGAAGAAUUGAUCUACCACUUCUAUAUGGGACUGGGCGGUGUCUACAACGAGACCGAUAUGCACGCCAUCAAGGUGGAGGGAGACAUCAACUUGGACAUACUGAACUACAUGAAGCGCGAGUCACUAAUGGUACGAAUGAUCGAGCAGUUCCCACCGGUACUCUUCAUUUCACUGCCGACCAGUGAUAUCGCGGGUAACGACCAUCUCAGAAACAUAUCGACCACCUUCCGAGAGGAUUUCUACUUUGAGGAGGUGUUGACCGAGGACGAAGUAAUGGAUCCGCGAUCCAAAGAGAAUCACUAUAUCCUCUACAGUGUUUGGUGUCAUGAGCAUCCCUCAAACAACGCUAAACAGGGUGAGUUCUUUACUUUCUUGCGACCACUGGAUCAACCUCACUGGGUUAAAGUCUCAUCGAAAUCAGUCGAGGAAGUACAUCACUUUAACUAUGUAUUGGGUUGCUCAGCUGGAAAAGCAAGAUCUGAACUUGCCGAUAAUUCAAGUGGCUUCCCUCAGGAAGCAAGAAGUUGGAAAUCAACAACUAGUUAUGCUUAUAUGUUGGUAUACGUUUUAGAAUCAGAGACAAAGAAACUCUUUAAUGAAGAGGAUUCAAGAUAUAAUAUAAAUUUAGACGAUCAAUUAUCAAAAGAAAAAAAGUUAUCAUAUGAUGAGAUGAAUGAUGCAAUGCAAUCAAAAGAUGUUAACACCACGACAACAACAACCACUACUACCACCAUUUCACCAGCAGCAGAGUUGCUACCAAGUAUUGAUGAUCUUUCAUUGGAACAAAUAGAAGUACCAAAUUUCACUGGAAUGGAUGAAUUAAAGAUAUUCGGAAGUCCUAUAGAUGAUAGUUUCAUUAAGAAGGGUAAUGGAAAGAGUAGCAGUAAUAACACAACAUCCACUACUACUACAACGAGUAGCAGUGGUAAAAGUAAUACAACCAAUGCAUCAUUAAAUAAAUAUGAGAGACGUUUGGGAAUAUCAAAACUACAGAAUGAGAAUCUAAAGAAGGAUGUAGAGUUUAUAAAGAAGAAUACCGAUACAAACAAGAAAGAGCUGGACAGACUGAAAAAGACAUCCGAUGACUAUCGCAAACAAAUAGACCAGUCGAAUGACAAACUGAAAAAGGCAAACAAAGAGAGAGACAACAUUAGAAGCGAUGUCGAUCGUCAGAAAUCGUUUGCCAACAACCAGCUCAAGUCGCUCGAAGCUCUGAGAAAGGAGUUGGCUGCCACCAAAAAUCAAAAAUCCGCGGUCGAAGCUGAACGUGACACCAUCCACAAACAAGUGCAAGAAGAGAAAAAGAAAUCCAACAAAACCGAUCCAAAGUUACUUCAAAAGCGUUUGGAAGCAAUGGAGUUAGAGAACAGUCAGCUCAGUGGCGAAUCAUCUCUUACACAAUUGGAUCAUGAACAACUAACAGUUAUUGGACAUAAACUUAGUAAAUCUAUAUUCAACAUUAAUGAACAACUUUUGACACUUAGUAAAGCAAGAGUAUGUGUCAUUUGCUCAGAACAAGCGAGAGAAAUAUGUUUCUUGCCAUGUAGUCAUUUCGUUACUUGUUUGAAUUGUUCGACUAUCAUUACAAAAUGCCCAAUCUGUAGAAAGGAUAUUAAUAAAAAGAUUAAAGUAAUUAAUAACUAA